This is a messenger RNA of Hydractinia symbiolongicarpus, 2792 nucleotides long. Its product is annotated as serine/threonine-protein kinase NLK-like. Lineage: Eukaryota; Metazoa; Cnidaria; Hydrozoa; Anthoathecata; Hydractiniidae. The transcript has 9 exons. Gene Ontology annotation, molecular function: MAP kinase activity; ATP binding. The record is from RefSeq and is a predicted model, not a curated record. Bases 230 to 1540 code for a protein of 436 amino acids. Gene Ontology annotation, cellular component: cytoplasm; nucleus. Gene Ontology annotation, biological process: intracellular signal transduction; protein phosphorylation.
CUUCUUGCUCAACGAAGCCGGCAACUUCUAGUGUGGAAUGGCUUCUGUGAUAACUAUGCUCUUGUGAACACGCAUUCUCAUAUCUAACUUGCUGGUGCGUGGCUUAUAGCCUGUGCCAACUUUUACAGAACGAUUCUGUGAUGAAAGUUCGUAUAAACAAAAGAUCAUAUUAGUUAAUCACAAAAGCUUCAAAAUUCCACCUACCAAAUAUUCACCACCUUACCAUCCAAUGGCUCUGUGCAAAGGUCAUGGGCCCUACAACACUUCAGCUGCUCUCACGCCACAGUCAAACGUAACUGAUGAUGAUGGGCCUUCCUUUAAAAGGUAUACAGCAUGCCCUUCUGAAAAGGAUUCAAAAACAUUGGAAGCUGACAGACCAAUUGGUUAUGGCGCAUUUGGUGUUGUUUGGGCUGUUACAGAUCCUCGGUCUGGUAAAAGGAUUGCACUGAAAAAGAUGCCAAACGUGUUUCAAAAUAUUGUUUCCAGCAAACGAGUCUACAGAGAACUACGAAUGCUUUGUUUCUUCAAACACGAAAACGUUUUACGAGCAUUAGACAUUCUUCAGCCAGAUCCGAUAGAUCACAUGGAUGAACUAUAUGUUGUGACCGAGUUAAUGCAAAGCGACCUCCAUAAGAUAAUCGUUUCACCACAACCUCUAUCGUCUGACCAUGUCAAAGUAUUUUUAUAUCAAAUUUUAAGAGGAUUAAAAUAUCUACACUCUGCUGGUAUAUUACAUCGUGAUAUCAAGCCUGGAAAUCUACUUGUAAAUAGUAACUGUCUCUUGAAAAUAUGCGAUUUCGGACUUGCAAGAUGUGAAGAACCAGACAGAAAUAAAGAAAUGACACAAGAGGUUGUGACACAAUAUUACCGUUCGCCAGAGUUGUUGUCAGGUUCAACUUACCACUCUUAUGGAGUUGACAUAUGGAGUGUAGGUUGCAUAUUUGCUGAGCUUCUCGGUCGUAAAAUACUCUUUCAAGCACAAUCGCCAAUACAACAGCUUAAUCAAAUUGUGAAACUACUUGGUACACCGCAUCCAGAAGACAUUCGUACAUCAGGUGCUAGUGAAGGAGCUUUUCGUUACAUUCUGUCGCAACCCUAUCACCCUCCCGCAAUGCAUACAUUACAUAACUUGUCUAGUCGUGCAAACCACGAAGCUGUCCACCUACUUUGCAGAAUGUUGGUUUUCAAUCCUUACAAAAGAAUCUCGGUUGCUGAUGCAUUGACGCAUCAGUACCUGGAUGAUGGAAAGUUACGUUAUCAUACAUGCAUGUGCUCAUGUUGUGUAACAACAAGCUCUGGAAGACAAUAUUCAGCAGAACUUGAGCCGUGUACUCCAAUACCUUAUGAUCUAAGCUACGAGGAAAACCUAUACACUGUUCACCAUGUCAAAGAUGCAGUGUCUAAUUUUAUUGUUGACAUGCAUCGAAAAUCAGGUGUGGUCCCACUGUGUCUAAACACAGCAUCGCCUGUUUAUCAUCAGUUUCAGUCGUCAACCGUAGCACCUCAACCGGAAUUAACAGAUUCCCCACAUCCUUGGUGACCUAUUCAUAUCAUCUGAGACAGAAAUAAAAGUGGUCAGAUCUGUUGGUCAAGUGAGCCAGUUCCAGUGCCCUGCUGUGCGGGGAUGCUGGUAUAUCAUGAUGCAACAUCCGUUAUGUCCGAAGUUCUAUAAACAACAAUGUAUUUAUUGAAUUGCCAUAAAAUGGCUCAACAUCAAUGCGUGAAUUGUUUUGUUGUUGUGUAGUAACAUCUCGAAUGUCAUUGUUGAAAGGAAGCAGAAGUCUUCAGCCAAGAAUCGCUCGAAGUGGUAAUAUUUCCCAGCUUGUGACUUGUUGCUUCCCUGCACUCGUUUUUAUUGAUAGCAAAUAUAACUUUAUAUCGAAAAAGUAGGUCAGUAUUACAACUUAUUUUUUUUGAAUCUAUAAAGUUUUUUGUUGUUUAUAAGUCUUCCACGCAUUUUAAAUGCUGAAGCAAUUUUUUUAAAGAUUUUUUCUUUUUUGCAAGAAAAUAAAUUAUGCAUAUAUUAUAUAAUUUAGAAUUUAGGUACUAUUUUUUGUUUUUUAUAUAUAUAUCAUAAUUAUUUAAUUUGCAAUAAUAUCAAACGUUCUCACAACUGGUGCAUUCGUCCCUCCUUCGUGGAUGUUAUUCAGAGUGCUUUUGUUAUUUUUGUAACUAGUGGAAUGUCUUAUGUGUACACAAUCUCUUGGGAGAUCAUACUGACUCCUGUGUUAUGCACUUGCUCAUCUUUGAUUUCGCAUCACGAAGUAUGUGUUGUGCUGCUCCCCUCUUGUUUAUCACUGACUCUUGUUUAUCUUAUGGUAUUCCAAAAUGGCUACCAAAGGUUCAUCAGUCUGCGAGGGGUCGACUUUUUUUAAUAUUUCUGUGUGAGCGCUGUGCUUACAAUUUAAAGCCUUAUUUAUUUAUAUUCUGUAAUAUAUAUAUAAAAAACGCGGGCACAAAAUUGGUACGAAAAUUCCAACUAUGCUCUGAACUUAAUUCCGUAUUUUAUUACAUCACGAAAAUAUAUAGAGCUUAUUGUAAUAUAAAAAGUUCUGCUAUUCUCUUCCGUUUUUCGUAGUUUUUACAAUAAAUUUAUAAGCAGAACAAUUUCGUUUCAUUUUCGGGCUUAUGUUCUUUCUUUUUUUUGUAUUUUUCUUUAUGUCGGUCUCUUUUUUUCUUUUUCAUCUAUUGAAUAUAAUUAUUAUUUGUGCCGCCUUAUUUACUGUACAGAAAUUGUAAAUUCGAAUUUUUUGUUCCCAAAAAUGUUUUAAAAAAAGAUUUGUCAAUAUAAA